Molecule: messenger RNA, 2193 nt
Organism: Labrus bergylta (ballan wrasse)
Lineage: Eukaryota; Metazoa; Chordata; Actinopteri; Labriformes; Labridae
Gene: ska3
Product: spindle and kinetochore associated complex subunit 3
Biological process (GO): chromosome segregation; mitotic cell cycle
Cellular component (GO): spindle microtubule; kinetochore; outer kinetochore
Source: RefSeq, a predicted model, not a curated record
GGCGCCAAAAUUGAAAAGUUUUGCCUACAGCGGAUCAGAGGUAAACAAACCGCCUGUGUGGUGAUUCAAGGUUUACUCAUUGUACAGUUUCACAACGUGGACGUCGUACCUGAGAAUGGACCCGACGGCUCGGUUCUUUACAAAGCUGAGGAAGCUGACGGUGACUCUGGAAACAGAAACUACGAAGCUCCAAGAGGACUUUGAAAACCGAAACAACGACGAUGACGACAGAGAAAGCUCAGCCAGAGCGAUGAGAGCUUAUCACGGUCUGAACUGUGACGUCGGAAACCUGAAGGGGCAGAUCCAGGGACAGUUAGCUCAGCAGAAAGCUCGGGGGAACGAGGUGAGCAGCUUCAUUAAGGCCUGCCGAGUGAUGGAGCAGAGAGUCACUCAGGACAUGCAGACGCUGAGGGGACACUGGGAAAAAUACGGUUACCAAGCUCCACCAGACACCCAGAAACUAACCAAGGCUCAAAGUCAGGAAUCAGAGGCUGAAGAUGAAGACGCAAAUGAGGACGAAGCUACCCCAGAAGGAGGAGAAGAGGACAGCCAGAGCGAGGCUGAAGGUUAUCCCUCCACAUCGCCUCCAAACCCAGGACCUCCUCCGUUCACUGAUGUGUUGCGAACCCCUCAGCUCUCUGACUUCGGCCUGUCCGAGAUGCAGCUGAAGAGAGCUAUGGCUGGGGCGGAGUGGUGCUCUGAGGUGCCCCCUAUGCCUGAGAUGAGCCUCCCCCACCUUGCGCUCGGCACUCCCGCACUCCCACCCAUGCCCUUGACUCCCAAAUGUGCCCUGCGGAUGGAUGAUGAUGAGCUUCAGACGCCACAGAUGCAUGACUUUGGGAUCUCAGAGCACACCAUGUGUCUGAACAAUGACUUCACCAUGGAUCUGUUCAAGAAGAAUGUUACAAAGCCCCAAAGACCAUCAGCAGACAUGCCUGCUCACCCAGGGGACUCUUUUAUGAAGAGUUUUCAGACACAAGUCAAUAAGUUUGAGUCUCCAGAGCCGCCUGUGUUUUGCACUCCGGGGCUGAAGAUAAAAAAGGCAAACGGUACCUGUGCCACACCUGCACAAGGCAAUAGAGACCAAGAAUCCCCCAUUCAUCCUAAUAUUCUGCCUACAACCCCGGAGGUUCCUGCAUUUCAAACCCCAUACAUGAACCACAUUGUCAGCACCAAAAAGAGUGCACGGCAGACGGAGCCCAUCAAAAUGCAAACUGAUGACGACAACCCCAGCUUUGAACUCCUAACAUCUCCUCAGAACGGAACAACCGGCUCAAAACGUACCUGGGAGUACAAUGUGCCAGAGAUGUCCAUCAUGGAGAUGCCAGAUCUGGAGUCUCUUCUGGGAAAUACUUUGCAAAGUAGAAGUGCAAAAAUGCUAAAGAAGACCAGUGAGCGUAAUGAGGUGAUCAAGGAGCCAACUGUCAAGAGUCUGGAGCUGGACGGACCCACCCAGGAGUUCAACCUGGGGACACCCCGCAUCAGGAUGGACUACCAAGAGCCCUGCACCCCAGAGAUGCCGGACCUGAGCUCUGUGACACAGGACAUCUGUAAGCUGUUGUCAGAGGCUCAGAAGAAGAAGACUGUCAUGGCAAUUGUGAACCCCAAUGUCAGGCCAGAUAAAAACAGUCCUCUGCGCAGAGCUGCUAAGAUAUCCGCGGUGUCAGAGAGCGAGUUCCAGAGUUUACCCAGCUACCUGAGGCAGAUGACUCUGAACAACCUCAACCAGGCCGUUCACAACAUCAACAAAUACUCAGAGGAGUAUCAAGGUGAAAAUACCGAGUUUCAGAUGGAGGAGCUGAGGAGGAUUACCAAUGUUGGAACCAGGACCCCCGUGUACAUCCUCUGUCUCACUGAGCUCAAGAGGCUGUCGCAUGUCGGAGGUGCCAGGAACACAUCUGUGUACAAACUGCGCACGCACAACUAAAGGUCGCUUUGAUGCUCUCUUCCUGACUCACAGAAAAACCUGUAACAGAGAUGAUGGUCUCUGGUCCGGUGCUUUCAUCCAUAUUCAUCACAAAAAAGAGGCGACACUUCAGAAGGGGAAUCCUAACGUAGUGACUUACCCGGAGAGAGCAGCGUGGUCAGUUUGUUGUCUUUAUAUCUAUGUUUGUAAAUAUGUCUAUUAUUAGUACCUCUGUGGAUUUCUUCCUUAACUCACCUGUAUAUAAUAAAACAUUACUGUUCAAAGUA